AUGGAAUCUGCGAGUGCAUUGCGGCCUCUUGAUGAAUCACUACUCCGCGAACUCCCUCAACUCUCUCUCCGUAUCGCCCCUCUACGAGAACCAGUAUCAUCACGAACCCUAAGCGUCCCGUCGCCCCUCGAACCCAAUGCCAGUGGGACACGGGACUCGAAUAAUAUCUCCAAUUCAAGCAGCAAUAAUGGAAAGAUCCCAGCAAAUGCAAAGGCCAGCCUGCCGACAGUUACGGAAUUUCUAAACGCUGCGCGCAUCAGGAAAACCGAACUCUCAGCAGACUCGCAGUCAAAUGUGGAAUGUCCCCCGAGGCCGAUACUUCCUGCUUUUGUGAAUCUCCGUGCCCUGGAAAAGUUUCCAUUCUCGUCGUCCUUCGACGAUGACGCCCUUCAAGGGCCCCGCAAGCGUCGACGCCGAGAUCCCCAGGCCGAUUCAUUCAGCGAGCAUCUACAGUUACCUAUCCCUCAAGCCCAGAAGGAACAGCGGCCUCCUCCAUUUGGGCCAUUUGCUAUUCUAAAUGGAUUGAAUGAGCCUCCGCCCAAUGCUGCCCUUCUUCCACCCAUUGAGGCUGGGUCCAAUAUCUCCCAGCUUUUGACUAAGCCCUCCGGAGGCGAUGCUGGUGUUGACCCCGGGACGUUAGUUUCGGCCCAAGCCGCUGUCCUAGAUAGCCAGCCUGCGGAAAGACGGGAUACUAGGCUCGAAGAAACCCUCAGGACGUCUCUCAAUGUGGAUGAAGACGACGAUCGUAAUGAUAAUGACGAAAGUGUUGAAAGUACUAACCCAGUGGAUCCUGAUGAGAUUCCCCUUGCUGUUCGCGAAGCAGAAAUACCGAAGAGCAGUAAGGCGUUGCUACCCCCUCCUAGAGAAGAUGUGCCACUGUCUCCUAAAACUCGCGGCCGGUCCCGUAAAAACCUGAGAAAGUGGUCCGAAGAAGAGACGACUACUUUACUCCGAGGCGUGAUUAAAUGUGGUAUUGGCAACUGGACUGCUAUUCUUGCUCAACCGGAACUGGAGUUUAAUCAACGAACUGCCUCGAAUUUGAAAGACAGCGCAUCCGAUCCCAACGAAGCUGCGAAACAACUACACGCCACUCUCGCUAACACCCUACUCAAAGCGAAAGCAGAGGGCUCCGACGAAACACCUGGCAAAAUCCAGCUCUCCCAUAUAAUGCCCUCCAAUCAAGGGUUUGAGCCAAAGUCUGGAGCAGGAAGUCCGACUCGCAAUCCACAAAACCCCUCUAUCUCGAGUACCGUCUCAUCCACGCCGGACGCAAAUCCCGGGAGUAGUAGCAUUACCCAAUUGCAGUCACCCUCAUCAGGAAAUAGCACACCCGCUCUCUCAAGCAAGUCCCGCACAACCCUAGCUUCUCUUGGAAUCUCCGAACCACACGUCGCGAAAACCAAACGUCGCUCCCGGCGACCCUUCACAACCGCCGAAGACGAAGCCCUCCUCAAAGGCUACGCAGUGCACGGCUUCCAAUGGACCCUAAUCCAGCAAGAUUCACGGUUGAACCUCAGCCACCGCAAAGCGACAGACCUUCGCGACCGCUUCAGAACGAAGUUCCCACACGCUUAUCGCGACGGUGGUUCUGUGAGCGGAAAAGCCCUUACCAACCAAAACCAGAGCCAGGAGUUGACUACAGGCGCAUCGACCCCCCGUCCACAUCCGGUCAACACGGAACAAUCUCCAAGUAAGACUUAUGCCAUGACUCCAACUUCGACUCCGGCUACCACUCCCCGCAACUCGGUGCCUAGGAGGAGUCACGCUGCUACCCCUUCGCAGUCCAAUUUUGCCCAGAUUGACCCCGCGCUCUUACCUCCACCUCCGCAGGGCUUUUUGGAGCACUCGAUGUAUCUUCCUCCCGCUGCUUCGGGUGUGCUUUCUUUCUCUUUGGAUGAUGGAUCUGGGGCGGGUGCUUCUUCCGCAGUGGAGACUCCGUGGGAAGAUAAUACCCUUGCUCCUAUGAUUUGGGAUGAAUUGACAUAA
Penicillium hordei is the source of this 1986-nucleotide messenger RNA. RefSeq names its product telomere repeat binding factor family protein. The coding region runs from base 1 to 1986 and encodes 661 amino acids. The record is from RefSeq and is a predicted model, not a curated record. Lineage: Eukaryota; Fungi; Ascomycota; Eurotiomycetes; Eurotiales; Aspergillaceae. The transcript has 2 exons.